Molecule: messenger RNA, 1635 nt
Organism: Varanus komodoensis (Komodo dragon)
Lineage: Eukaryota; Metazoa; Chordata; Lepidosauria; Squamata; Varanidae
Product: olfactomedin-like
Exons: 5
Coding region: 1-1635 (544 amino acids)
Biological process (GO): signal transduction
Source: RefSeq, a predicted model, not a curated record
AUGGAGCAGGUCAUCGUUGAAAGUGGCCACAUCCAGAAAGUAUUGGGAGUGAAGGAUGCAAGUGGCCAGUGUAUUUGCAGCAUGGAGCUGGCCCAUGUUAUCUUCCCUGCACGCAAGGUGGAGCAACUGGAGAGUGACUUCUACAACCUGACAAACCAUCUACAAAACAAUCUGAACAAGAUUUAUAAUAAGCAGGCAAUGAUGACUUCUAGUACAUCCAACUUAACUGACCUGGACAAACGCUUAAGAUAUGCAAAGGCCUUUGGAACCCAUGUUGAUUUGGACUUCAGAAAGCUUAUCAAUGACAUUCACACAGUGGUGUCCAUGGCUGAAUAUAUGAAGAAGAAUGCAACCACACCUUCUAGCCGAGCCAUGAUCAACAAUUUGAUUUCAGAGAUCAAUACUAUUGACACCCUGGUCACAAAAAUGGAAAAAUAUGACCGGAACAACAUAAUAACAGCACAACGUGAGGUCACUACCCUUCGGAAAAAGCUGGAGGACUGUGAGGAAAUGCUUAACCUUGAUGACAGCAGUGCUGGCCCUGUGGCAGGGCCAUCACCCAUUGGUACAUGUGAUCGUGGUAUGCUAAUUAAGGUCAGUGCUCCAGUGCUGGUGAAGCUCAACUGGAAAGGUUCUGAGUUUAAAGCUGGAUCGUGGGGGAAAGAUUUUGCCAUGGGAACUAAAUUUCCAGACCAUUAUUGGGUUUUUCCAGCCAACAAAGAUGAGCGGACAUUGGAGACCUACCGUCUAUACUCAUCAUACAAGAAAUUGUUGCUUUAUUCUCCCAUCCGAGAGUAUACCCUCAACAUUAAUUCCAAACCAACAUGUGAAAACUGUGGACAAGGGGGUGGAGUGAUUUUCUUCAAUGGUUCCUUUUUCUAUAACUGCUUUGACAGCAGGUCUCUGUGCAAGGCAGAUCCAUUUAGCAUGCGUGUUACACAGAUGGAGUUAGAAGAUCAGGAUCCUGCUUCUUUCAAUAAUUGGUUCUCCUAUAAAGGGGUCAAGUACCAGGAUAUGGACAUGGCUGGGGAUGAGAAGGGCCUAUGGAUGGUUCAUGGCUCUACCUUGGCCAAUGGGAAUAUGGUCAUUAGGAAGGUGGACCCAGAAACCUUGAAAACAGGAACACCAUGGAUUACCUCCCAGCCAAAGGAAAAACUGAGCAAUAGCUUCAUGAUCUGUGGCAUGUUGUAUGCCACCAGGCGGAAGAAUUCAACUCAUGAGGAGAUCUAUUACGUAUAUGACACUAACACAUCUCAGGAACGCAAUAUCCAAAUUUAUAUGGAGAAACCUCUUCCUACAGUGCAGAGUAUGAGUUACAAUCCCAAUGACCAAAAGCUCUACAUGUUCAAUGAUGCCUACCUGGUGUAUUACAAUCUCAUGUUCUCAAAAGAGCCAAAGGGCAUGGCAAGGCAGGCUAUUCUUUCUGAGCAGCAGAAGGAUCCUGGCACUGAGGGACUCCAGAGUGUGGUGAACAGGGAAGGAAGCAAGGAAAAGCCAAGUCCCACUAGUAACCAGCAACAAGGCUCAGGAAGCACAGGAGGAGACAGUUCUAAUCAGGAAGAAAGCCCUAUUACUCUUAGCAUAGGAAGACAAGAAGCUGUGCGGGCAGGCAGCCAUACUAUUGCUAGUGAGUGA